CUUUCGAUCAUUCCAUCAUUACAGUUCCUUAAUCGAUCUCCUAUAGUUUCUUUUCAUACAUCCUUUCAAAACAAAUACAGAAAAGCAGAGAGAUCUUCUUGUCACUUAUAUUGAGAGAUGGCUGAGGAGACCCACCAGGCAUAUCCUAUUGCCCCAGCAAAUGGUUACGCAAGAAGUGAUGGAGAGUCUUUGGUAUCCGAAGAUGAGCUCAAACGCAAGAAGAGAAUCAAGUUGUUUACUUAUAUUGGCAUCUUCAUUGUGUUUCAGAUCAUAGUGAUGACAGUAUUUGGUCUUACUGUGAUGAAGGUUAAGACCCCCAAGGCCAGGUUGAGUGAAAUCAACAUCCAAAGUCUCAACUCUGUCCCUGCAACACCUUCAUUCGACGCAACCUUCACCACCCAAAUCAGGAUCAAGAACACAAAUUGGGGUCCAUAUAAGUUCAAUGCAGGUACUGCUACGUUUCUCUACCAAGGUGCGACUAUUGGGCAAGUUGUUAUUCCUAAGAGCAAGGCCAAAAUGCGUUCAACCAAGAAGCUCAACGUCGAGGUGGCUGUGAAUACUAAUGCACUGCCAAGUAGUUCUACACUUGGCAGUGAAUUGAGCAGUGGGGUGUUGACGCUGACCAGCCAAGUUCAAUUGAAAGGAAAAGUUGAAUUGAUGCUCAUAAUGAAGAAAAACAAGAAUGCAGCAAUGGACUGCACAAUAGCAUUUGAUCUGUCUACGAAGACGGUCAAAACUCUACAAUGCAAGUGAUCAUCAAUCAUAGAAGACAAGCAGUGAGUGCAGGAAGGUGGAGCUAGGCUGUAUCUCCGGCCAGUAGUUGUAUUGAGAGAUGAUAAAAGACUAGUUCUUGAUUUUCUAUUGUGCUUUUAGUCUUUUAUAUAUCCUUAAUUCUCUAUGCAAAUUUUGGAUUUGUUGUAGAGAUAUAUAAUUAUAUAAAUAUAGAAGAUCGAUUUCUGUACUA
Rosa rugosa (rugosa rose) is the source of this 964-nucleotide messenger RNA. Its product is annotated as late embryogenesis abundant protein At1g64065-like. The transcript has a single exon. Lineage: Eukaryota; Viridiplantae; Streptophyta; Magnoliopsida; Rosales; Rosaceae. The coding region runs from base 118 to 753 and encodes 211 amino acids. The record is from RefSeq and is a predicted model, not a curated record.